Messenger RNA from Polychytrium aggregatum, 1704 nucleotides. RefSeq lists its product as uncharacterized. The annotation marks the transcript as partial. The record is from RefSeq and is a predicted model, not a curated record. Gene Ontology annotation, cellular component: endoplasmic reticulum. Gene Ontology annotation, molecular function: protein O-acetylglucosaminyltransferase activity. The transcript is spliced from 4 exons. Gene Ontology annotation, biological process: protein O-linked glycosylation via mannose. Lineage: Eukaryota; Fungi; Chytridiomycota; Chytridiomycetes; Polychytriales.
GACAAUACCCCCAUCUACAUCUGGCGAACUGUUCCGUCGUCCUCGGUCUGGUGCGAGGGUUCCAAUCGGGCUGAGCGCGUGUGCAAGUUCCGCAAUCUGUGCUAUGCUCCGCAAUACGAGCGCUGGUUCAUCUUCAAGACCAACCGCACGGUCCUGCACGGCGUCCCAGAGAACCAUCACACCACGGCUCUCCUCGAGAUGACCACCGUCACCAGCCACACCGCCAUCUUCUUCAACUACGAAGAGGUCAAUCCCUUCUCUCCAAAGUUCCGCAAUAUCCCCAUCCGCUACGAGGAAGACCUCCAUUUCAUCACGAUGCGCCUGCACCCCGAGAACAUCAUGCACAACUUGCACGACGACACCUUGGGCCUCUACUUUUUGAUCAAGCAGUACGUUGGCCAGGGCUCGGCCGCGCUGGACAUGCCCUUCUCACUCGACACCCACCGUAUCCUUGUCGAUGACGGCUUCCUCGCCACCAACACCGAGCAGCCUCUGCGCUAUCUCUCGAGCCGACCCAUCCGCUAUCGCAACUACCUCGACCAGGAGCCCGACGUCAUCACUUGCUUCCGCGAUGCUGUCGUUGGCAACCGUAAGCUCGUCAACUGGUAUCAGUACGGCUUCACGGAGCCCCAGGGCCCGAUCAAGGACAAGCAUGUCAACGGCAUGCACAUCCGCGAGAUUUCCGAAUGCGGCAACGCCACCGACUCUGACACCACGUCCUCGGCGCUGCCACCGGUCCCCACAAGCUUCCACCCGGGCACGCUCAUUCCCGGCGUUCCCGAGAACUACGACCCGACCUUGGACCCCAACAUGGACCCCAUCAGCACCGAUAUCAUCGUGAUUCUCUCUCGACGGGGCAACCGCCUGAUCGUCAACGAGGACGACCUUGCCGAGCGGCUCCACGAGCGGUACGGCCUCGAGGUGGUCUUUGUCCGCAACGAAGACCACGGCUUUGAAGAGCAGGUCGCGUUCAUGCGCCGCGCCCGUGUCGUCCUGGGCAUGCACGGAUCGCUGCUGAUCAUGGGCAUGUUCUGCAAGCGCGGCGCCAUCAUGAUCGAGCUGUUCCCGUAUGGAGUUCCGUCCGAGAACUACACACCCUACCGCACCAUGGCUCAUCUUCCGGGGAUGCUCGUUUCGUACCGUGCUUGGGAGAACAAACACAAGAACAACACCAUCAGCCAUCCCGACCGACACGCCCUCUUUGGUGGCAUCAAGCACCUGAGCGAGGAAGAGCAGCGCGAGAUCGAAGAGAGCACGACGAUUCCGCCGCACAAGUGCUGCACCAACCCGCGGUGGCUCUAUCGCAUCUACGCCGACACCAUUGUCGAAAUCAACGAGGUGAUCGGCCUGAUUGACGAUGCCGUCAAGGAGUCACGUCUGAUGCGCUUCAACAACUACCUGCGCAACUGGGAGGAGCCCGACAUGCUCGAGCUUCCGACUGUCGAGACGCCCGUUUGCCUGGACGGCCCCGGCCGCAAGCCCGGAGAGCUCUGGGCGCGCUGGGGCAACCCCUUCAGCGGAGCCAAGGUUGACCGGUGGUCCGUCAUGGUCGAGGAGAAGCAGACCGAGUACAUGGCUAUAUAUGGCCCAUUGGUGGCCAUCAGCGGCUUUGAGCCGGGCACCGAGGUCGUCUUCUGGGUCCGCCCGACCUACCCGGACGGACGGAAUGGCGAGUUUGGCAACCGAGGAAAAUGCCCCGUCUAG